Messenger RNA from Labrus mixtus (cuckoo wrasse), 3785 nucleotides. Its product is annotated as endosome/lysosome-associated apoptosis and autophagy regulator family member 2-like. Gene Ontology annotation, biological process: positive regulation of BMP signaling pathway. Lineage: Eukaryota; Metazoa; Chordata; Actinopteri; Labriformes; Labridae. Bases 205 to 3204 code for a protein of 999 amino acids. The record is from RefSeq and is a predicted model, not a curated record. The transcript has 22 exons.
UGGGGAGGCAGCCUAGGAGCGCACAGUCCUGAGGAUAAUCGCAGGUGGUUAGGGGGGUUACAAUCUGCUGACAAGGGACGAGAGGAGCAGGUGUGGAAUUGUGUUGGAGGAAGCAUCGAUCUGACGCAAUUUAUGCUCUCAUAUUCAACCCCUAGAUCGAGGUUGUCUUCUCUUUUUUCCCCCCCUCUACCUCGAUGAUCCACAAUGCGGUCUUCGGCUCGGGUCGUCGCCAGUUGCGCUCUCUUCAUCCUCUGCGCGCUCCGGUUUAUUGACGGGGCUAAAGGACAGCGGCUGUGUAGUGAGGCGGACUACUACUACGAGUACACAGAGUGUGACAGCACAGGAUCUCGCUGGAGAGUGGCCAUCCCACAGAGCCGUGGGGCCUGCACUGGACUACCAGAGCCAGUACGCGGCACUGAGUGCACCUUCUCAUGUGAUGCUGGGGAGUUCCUGGAGAUGUCAGCCCAGGAGUGCACCCAGUGUGCAGCAGGAAGCUACUCCCUCGGUAGCGGUAUUCGCUUUGACGAGUGGGAUUCCAUGCCGGCUGGAUUCAGUAGCUUAGCAACCUCCCUUGAAAACAGUCCCAGCGGAGAGGACAGACUCACCUGCAACAGUUCUUCCUGGGUGCCUCAAGGAAACUACCUGGAGUCCAACAGGGAUGAGUGCACAGUCUCUCUUAUUUAUGCCGUCCACCUGAAGAAACAGGGCUCUGUCAGCUUCGAGUACCAGUAUCCAGACAACAACCUGCUGUUUGAGUUCUUUAUCCAGAAUGACCAGUGUCAGGAGAUGGAUCAGUCUUCUGAUGCCAAGUGGCUGAAACUUACCAAUCAUGGGGAAUGGGCAACACAUACAGUGAACCUGAAAUCUGGCACUAACGUUUUGUACUGGAGAACUGGUGGAGUCAUGAUGGGGACCAAAGUGGUGAAGCCUGUUCUGCUGAAAAAUGUUCAAAUAGAAGGAGUCGCAUACACGUCCGAGUGUUUUCCUUGUAAGCCGGGGACGUUCAGCCACGACCCAGGCUCCUCCACAUGUGAUCCCUGUCCUCGCAACACAUACUCUGGCCACGGUGCCAGCUCCUGCACCCCCUGCAACACCACUACUCACUAUGCAGCUGAGGGUUCUGAUAUGUGUAAGGACAGACCGCCAUGUUCCAAGAAGGACUAUUUCCAGAUCCAUACAGCAUGUGACCAAGAGGGCAAGACGCAGGUCAUGUAUAAGUGGAUUGAACCAAAGAUCUGUCUGGAGGGAGUUACUGGAGCCCAGUCUUUGCCUCCUGGUGGAGAACGAGAGCCCUGCCCCCCUUGUAACCCCGGUUUCUAUAACAACGACACAGCCACCUGCUCACCUUGCCCACCUGGGACCUUUUCCGAUGGGAUAAAACCAUGUACCCAGUGUCCUGCAGGUACUGAGCCCACCCUUGGUUACGAGUUUAAAUGGUGGAAUAUUCUUCCUGGGAACAUGAAGACCUCCUGCUUCAAUGUGGGGAACUCUAAAUGUGACAGUAUGAACGGCUGGGAGGUAGCAGGUGAUCACAUCCAGAGUGGAGCAGGAAGCUCAGAUAACGAUUACCUCAUCCUCAACAUCCAUGUUCCUGGCUUCAAGCUCCCUAUGUCUGUUUCCAGCCAGUCUGGGACAGAGUUUGGUCGCAUCACAUUUGAAUUUGAAACGGUGUGUAAAGCUGACUGCGAGCUCUACUUCAUGAUGGACGUCAACAGGAAGAGCACCACGGUGGUAGAGUCCUGGGAGAGAGCAAACGCAAGGCAGAGGUUCACACACGUCAUGACACAGAAUGCCUCCGUUUCUUACACGUGGGCUUUCCAAAGGACUAACCAACCUUCAGAGGUGCGCAGGCAUCUCAAUGACAUGGCGCGAAUCUACUCCAUCACGGUGAGUAAUGCUGUCGAUGGGGUGUCCUCCAGCUGCCGCGCUUGUGCCCUUAGCACCCAACCCUCCAGCGCCGCGUGUGUGCAGUGCCCACCCGGACAUUACAUAGACACGAGCACCAGCCAGUGCACAGAGUGUCCUCACAACACGUACCUGGUGUCUCAUGCCACGCUGGGCCCAGACGCCUGCAAGGCCUGCGGACCAGCCAGCAUGAGCGACAAGGACCACAGGUUAUGUUACAGCGACUGUCACUUCACACACACAGAGGGAAAUGUGACUCUGACUUAUGACUUCAGCCUCCUCGGAUCUGUGGGAUCUCUGAUGAACGGUCCAAGCUUUACCUCCAAAGGAACCAAAUACUUCCACCAUUUUAACAUCAGCUUGUGUGGAGGACAGGGUCAGCUGGCACUGUGCACCGACAACGUGACCGACCUCUCCGUCACAGAUACCCAGCAAGGCGAAGGAUCCAACGCCGUCAAGACCUUCAUCUGUCAGUCGACAAUAAUCCCGGCUAAUGGACGAGGCUUCCACACGGCGCUCGCCUCACAGUCCAUUAACCUGGCCGACACGUUCCUGGGAGCAACAGUAAACGACACACUCGAUGGAAUAAAAGCGAGUCCUGAGCUGUACCCCCAGACCUCCAAGAAAGUCCCUGAUGUUCAUUUCUACUACAGGUCCUUAGAGCCAACCUCCUCUUGUGAGUCAGGGCGGAGCGCUGUGGUGACUCUGCGCUGUAACCUAGAAAAGAACAUGAAAGGCGAUCUCUCAGUUCCCAGUCUGUGCCCUGCAGGAACCUGUGACGGCUGCACCUUCAACUUCUUGUGGGAGAGCUCCGGAGUCUGUCCCACAUGCACGGAGAGAGACUACCAUCAAAUAGAGGGAGCCUGCAAGGGAGGACAGCAGGACCUGCUGUAUGUGUGGACGGAGCCCAAGCUGUGUAUGGGAGGCGUGACCUUGCCUGAAAAGAAAACCUUGCCCUGUGAGGGGAUGGAGUUCUGGGUCCGGCUCGGUGCGGGAAUGGGAACCUUCACCGCAGUGCUGCUCGUCUCCCUCACCUGCUACUUCUGGAAGAAGAACAAAAGGUUGGAGUACAAGUACUCCCGCUUGGUGAUGUCUGCCAAUAAGGAGUGUGAGAUGCCAGGAGCCGACAGCUGUGCCAUGAUGGAAGGGGAGAACGAAGGAGACAUGGAAGAUGAAAUCGUGUACACGAAACCUUCUCUGCUCAAAAAACUCAAAGCCAUAGCAUCCAAGAACAACGGAGAGAACUUUGAACACGUGCAGCUAAACUCGUCUCAUUCAAAAGCGUUGAUUUGGAGCUAGAGAUGCAAACGCGUGAUGAUUGGGAGAGAUCGGAUCCUCAAGAGACUUUUCACUGAACGACCCCUUUAAACAACCAUCCCUUUUAGGAGCUUCGGUACCUGGAACUGUGUGUAUAUACACAUACACACACACACAUAACGCACCUGGAGCUUGAAGGAGUCACACAAACCCGGUGGCCUUAAAGUUCGGUACAACAGAUCCGUCCAUCCGUGUGAUAAACACUUCCUGCUAAUGUUCUGAGUCAAACCGAUGUCAGAAAGGCUGUUAGAAGAGCUCAGGGUAAAACAAGGACCUAAGUGAAACCUUUCCUGUUUUCUUCAUAUUAAUUUCAGUUUGUGCGGUGUUUAAAUGUCUUUUGAGAGCGAGUAGGUCAUUUGCCGUCAGUGUCACCACGCUGAAUGUGUGUCCGUCUCCCAUAGACAUUUAGAACAGACUGCUAUAAUCUGGCCAUUUGAGGCAUCUAUCUUCUCUUUUGUUUGUUUUGCUGCUCAUAAUUUGAAAAUGAAAAUGUCAUGUGAGAUGAGAUGAGUGAAGGUUUUGGUGUUGACUGUCGAUUUAUGUAAAAUAAAUUAUGAUGUAUU